Molecule: messenger RNA, 2204 nt
Organism: Mus caroli (Ryukyu mouse)
Lineage: Eukaryota; Metazoa; Chordata; Mammalia; Rodentia; Muridae
Gene: Hpse2
Product: heparanase 2 (inactive)
Biological process (GO): extracellular matrix organization
Cellular component (GO): extracellular matrix; membrane
Molecular function (GO): hydrolase activity, acting on glycosyl bonds
Source: RefSeq, a predicted model, not a curated record
ACACACUUUAGAUAAGGACAAUUAGUCACCAUCGAGACCCAGUAGGGAACGAAGUUUAAAUCAGAGGGAUUUAAUGAGGGUGCUCUGUGCUUUCCCUGAAGCCAUGGCCUCCAGCAGCUCCCGCCCCCCCUCGUGCCUAGCCCUGGUGGCUCUCUUCUUGGCUCUGUUGCUCCAUCUCUCCCUCUCCUUCCACGCUGGAAACAGGAGACCUUUGCCUGUAGACAGAGCUACAGGUUUGAAGGAAAAGACCCUGAUUCUACUUGAUGUGAGCACCAAGAACCCAGUCAGGACAGUCAAUGAGAACUUCCUCUCUCUGCAGCUGGAUCCCUCCAUCAUUCAUGAUGGCUGGCUCGAUUUCUUAAGCUCCAAGCGUCUGGUGACCUUGGCCCGGGGACUCUCGCCCGCCUUUCUGCGCUUCGGGGGCAAAAGGACGGAUUUCCUGCAGUUCCAGAACCUGAGAAAUCCGGCGAAAAGCCGCGGGGGCCCGGGCCCGGAUUACUAUCUCAAAAACUAUGAGGAUGACAUUGUCCGGAGUGAUGUUGCCUUGGACAAGCAGAAAGGCUGUAAGAUUGCCCAGCACCCUGACAUUAUGCUGGAGCUGCAGCGAGAGAAGGCAGCGCAGAUGCAUCUGGUUCUUCUGAAGGAGCAAUACUCCAAUACGUACAGUAACCUCAUACUAACAGCCAGGUCUCUAGACAAACUUUAUAACUUUGCUGAUUGCUCUGGACUCCACCUGAUAUUUGCUCUAAAUGCACUGCGUCGUAAUCCCAAUAACUCCUGGAACAGUUCUAGUGCCCUGAGCCUGUUGAAGUACAGUGCCAGCAAAAAGUACAACAUUUCUUGGGAACUGGGUAAUGAGCCAAAUGACUAUCGGAGCAUCCAUGGCCGGGCAGUAAACGGUAGCCAGUUGGGAAAGGAUUACAUCCGGCUGAAGAGCCUGCUCCAACCCAUCCGGCUUUACUCCAGAGCCAGCCUGUACGGCCCCAAUAUUGGACGGCCCAGGAAGAACGUCAUUGCUCUCCUAGAUGGAUUCAUGAAGGUGGCAGGAAGCACAGUGGAUGCGGUUACCUGGCAACAUUGCUACAUUGAUGGCCGGGUGGUCAAGGUGAUGGACUUCCUGAAAACUCGUCUGUUAGAUACACUCUCUGACCAGAUUAGGAAAAUUCAGAAAGUGGUCAACACAUACACUCCAGGAAAGAAGAUUUGGCUGGAAGGAGUGGUGACCACCUCAGCUGGAGGCACAAACAAUCUGUCAGAUUCCUACGCUGCAGGAUUCUUAUGGCUAAAUACUUUAGGAAUGUUGGCCAAUCAGGGCAUUGAUGUCGUGAUACGACAUUCAUUUUUCGACCACGGAUACAACCAUCUGGUGGACCAGAAUUUUAACCCAUUACCAGACUAUUGGCUUUCUCUGCUUUACAAGCGUCUGAUUGGCCCCAAAGUCCUGGCAGUGCACGUAGCUGGGCUCCAGCGGAAGCCUCGGCCAGGAAGAGUCAUCCGAGACAAACUAAGAAUCUAUGCUCACUGCACAAACCACCACAACCACAACUAUGUCCGUGGCUCUAUUACACUUUUCAUCAUCAACUUACAUCGAUCAAGAAAGAAAAUCAAACUGGCUGGGACUCUCAGGGACAAGCUCGUGCACCAGUAUCUGCUGCAGCCUUAUGGGCAGGAAGGCCUAAAGUCCAAGUCAGUGCAGCUCAAUGGCCAGCCCUUAGUGAUGGUGGACGACGGGACCCUUCCAGAACUGAAGCCCCGCCCCCUGCGGGCCGGCCGGACAUUGGUCAUCCCUCCAGUCACCAUGGGCUUUUAUGUGGUCAAGAAUGUCAACGCUUUGGCCUGCCGUUAUCGAUAAGUCACCCUCUGUUCCCGAGCUACUGGUGGGCCUGCUGGACUGCUCUCUGCUCUUCCACACACGUAGCGUCCUUAUUCCUCAGACACCUUCUUUAGCAACCAGCCUCUACUCCCAUGCUGCUGGGAGCAACAUAGACUCUCCAAAGGGAGACUAACCGUCAUAGUGUGAGCUUAGUCUAGGUAGGUGGCAUCUGUCCCUAAGGAAAAGGUAGACAUCCUCUGGUGUGUCUGUCUACGCAUGGACAGCUGACAGCAAACUUCCAGAGCAGUGUUUGCAAACCAGCUGCCUGCGGUCCUGACCACACAGCAAUGUAACUAACUGCAAAGCCCAGGCUCUAGCCUAUGGCUGCUGC